UGUUCUGCCCCUUUCCUUCGCCUGUCAAUUCUUACUCCCAGUCUCCUCGCCGGCCCCACCCUCCCUCUCCGCCCAGGGUCGGGCAAGGUGGCGGGGCAGAAAGAGAAGACAGAGCCUGGGAAACUGAGGAGCCGGCAAGUGCGGCGAGCGCGCUCUCGCCCGCCCCGCCCGUGCUCGCGCACGCACACGGGCGCGUUACGCUGUCACGCCCGCGCGCCUCGGCCCAGAGGCUCGCGCACUAGAGCAGAUUCGGCUGCGGCGGCGAAGCUCGGAGCUCUCUGGGAGAAGGGAGCGAGGAGCGGCUCCGGCGCCCUCUGUCCCCUCGACUCUUCUCCCUCCGGUCGUGCGGAAGGGUGGGGCCAUCUGCCGCCUCUCCCCCUCCUCGCGAGGCCGACUCCGACCCCCCCCCCCCACGCUCGUCGCGCCGCCUGUCCCUCCCCCCACCAUCCCCUUGUCCGUCUGUCCGUCUCCUCCCGCGUCUUUGCAGGAUACCUCCUGCUUUCUGCUGCUCCUCCGCCCUCCGUGUCUGGGGCUGCGGGGAGCCCGCGGAGCCCGAGGAGAUCCCUGGGCUGAGGUGGCGGCUCCAGCUCCGGCUCCGGCUCCAUCAUGUCUGCUGGAGGGGACUUCGGAAACCCCUUGAGGAAAUUCAAGCUCGUGUUCUUGGGGGAGCAGAGCGUUGGAAAGACGUCUUUGAUCACCAGAUUCAUGUAUGACAGUUUUGAUAACACCUACCAGGCAACAAUUGGCAUUGACUUUUUAUCAAAAACAAUGUAUUUGGAAGAUCGAACAGUACGGUUGCAAUUAUGGGACACAGCAGGUCAAGAGCGGUUCAGGAGCUUGAUCCCUAGCUACAUUCGUGACUCCACUGUGGCAGUUGUUGUUUAUGAUAUCACAAAUGUAAACUCAUUCCAGCAAACCACAAAAUGGAUUGAUGAUGUCAGAACGGAAAGGGGAAGUGAUGUCAUCAUUAUGCUAGUGGGAAAUAAAACUGAUCUUGCUGACAAGAGACAAGUAUCUAUUGAGGAGGGAGAGAGGAAAGCCAAAGAGCUGAAUGUUAUGUUUAUUGAAACCAGUGCAAAAGCAGGAUACAAUGUAAAACAGCUUUUCCGACGUGUGGCAGCAGCCUUGCCUGGAAUGGAGAGCACACAGGACAAAAGCAGAGAAGACAUGAUUGACAUAAAACUGGAAAAGCCUCAGGAGCCACCAGUCAACGAAGGAGGCUGUUCCUGCUAAUAUCAUGUGGCUUCUUGAAUCCUUCCCCAGAACCUCACUGCUUUUGCCCCUUUAUCCUUCAUUGACUGCAGUGUGAAUAUUGGCUUGAACCUUCCCCCUUCAGUAAUAACGUAUUGCGAUUCAUCAUUGCUGGCUGUCUCGUGGAGAUGAUCUAUUAGCUUCACAAGCGCACACACACACGCGCGCGCACACACACACACAGAAUAUGUCAGUGUCUUCAUUAUUUAUAUUAAAAAAGCCAAAAUAUUCCAGCAUAUUCCAGUGAUAACUUUAAAAACUAGGUACAUUUUCUUAACAUUUGUUCCUUUUUUAAAUAUGUUAUGAUAGUGCACUUUGAAAUGAUAGAAAUCUCAAAGAUCUGAGUUUGACUUGGUUAAGGAGCAAUAUGUUCAGAAUAGCACUCGCCUCUACCUGAUUUUUCCCUCUCUUUCCUAUUCUCCCAAACCAACCUGCCUUCCCUCCCCUCGAUACCUUUAUCCUUGCUUCAUAAAGCAUAUUAGAAGUAGCCCAUUAGCAGUCAAGACAGGCAGAUUUGGAGCAUCCAAGUCAGCCUUCAGCAUUAGGGAUAACCCAAGCCCCUAUACUUGGGCAAAGAUUGACACCAUGAACUUUCUUCUAGCUCACUCAUGGAAUUCCCUUGAGACAAAGCCAACUGGCAUUAUGGAAAAGAUUGUGUUCUGAUGGGGGAAAUGAGUCUUUUUAAUGAAUCAGCUUGUACAAACUGAAAGGAGUCAGAUGAUAGUGACUGACAGUCUCUCUGGCCAACAAAAGUGACUCCCUUCAUAUGUGCUUACCCAAACACUGAAAACAGCAAACCCCCAGGGAUCUCCAUCCAUGUUGCAUUUUAAAAAAUAAUUGUACCCACUCCUUGUGGUAAAAUCUGAAAGAAAUACCUUAAGAGCACUCCCCCAUCAAGGGAAGUGGGAGCUAUUGCAUUACUUAGAAACUUUUUUUCCCCCAGAUCUUUUCCCCCUCUUAAUCUUUAAUACGGUAUAGAAAAGGCACUGUGUAAGUGUAUCUUCCCAAAAAAAGAGUGGAGAGAUUUCAGUUUUGGCUCUGGUUAACUGGCAGAAAAGGUUGUGGACAAAAACAAAAGCUCUCCGAAGAAUAGCACAUACUUUGCUCAGGACAUUAGAGGUCAAGUUGGAGAGGAUAGCUGUUUACUUGUAUGGCCUCAAAGCCUUUGUGGACAAAGAGAGAGAAGAAAUGAAAUGCAAGAUUAUGCAGGCUUAUGCCAUUAAUUUCUGGCCUUUUUAUGUUGGGUCUUUCAAGUCGGUUUGGUUUUUUUCCAUUAGAUCUGUAUAGUUUGAUUAAUUAACCAGGAAUUUAGUUUUAUAUUUAACUAAGCUACAAUUAUACAAUUAACAAUUUUUCCUUCAGUGAUAUUUAUUUCCUUGCCUUUGUUCUUUUCUUUUUUUUUCUCUUUUUAAACUCCAAUCUUUUUGGCUGUUGUGUCAAGGAAUCUGUCUAGAGCUUGGUCAGUGUGGCAAUAUGUAGCACACCCCCACCCCAACCACCAUUCUCCUCUCCCCCCAAAAAACCACUGCAAACAAUACACUAGGAGUGCACCCUUUUAUCCUUUACUAGUUAUUGUGAGAUUGCUGUGUAAGUCAGUAAACACAUUUGUAAAUACAUUGUUUGCAGAAAGAGAAUUGCGGAGUUAUAGUGCAGGAUGGCCAUUCCAGAAUCUGUUGUAAACAUUACUUAGUAAUAUAAUAAAGGUGAAAUUUCAAUGAAACAUCAUCCCACUCUGUCCUUUGCCCUUCAAAACUAACCAACUGGAAAAAUCCCCACCUACUUCCUUUCCUCCCCAGAUCCACUUCAUCAUCAGGAAAUAUGUCCCAAGCGCUUGGAUUAUGGAACUAAAUCGAAAAGUCCAUCAACCAGGGUUUCAGGACUAGCAUUUGUCUACAUACCAAUAACACGUUAAAAACAAAAAAAAGCAAAUUGGGAUGGAAAGUGCUUUUAUAAUGCAAUAUUGUUGUUAAAGGCAAGUUUUUUUGACAUGGCAUGUCCUGAAAUAAAUAUCAAUUAAAUAUGA
Molecule: messenger RNA, 3274 nt
Organism: Monodelphis domestica (gray short-tailed opossum)
Lineage: Eukaryota; Metazoa; Chordata; Mammalia; Didelphimorphia; Didelphidae
Gene: RAB6A
Product: RAB6A, member RAS oncogene family
Molecular function (GO): GTPase activity; GTP binding
Source: RefSeq, a predicted model, not a curated record